Molecule: messenger RNA, 549 nt
Organism: Puccinia triticina
Lineage: Eukaryota; Fungi; Basidiomycota; Pucciniomycetes; Pucciniales; Pucciniaceae
Exons: 4
Coding region: 1-549 (182 amino acids)
Source: RefSeq, a predicted model, not a curated record
AUGUUCAAGUCGACUUUGGUUCUGCUCAUCGGCUCUUCCAUGAGCGGUCUGGCGAUAGGCUACACCCUCCGAUUCAAAAAUAAUUGCCCCUUCACUGUCUGGCCGGCGGUUGGCAAAGCUCCGAAUGGGCAACCUGACCCAUCCGUGGCUUACGGCGCCAGACUCGAUCCAGGUGGCUCGAGUCAAUUUGGAGUUAAUGACGGAGAGAUAGGAAUUCGUUCUUGGGGUCGUACUGGUUGUGACGGCGGUGGCGGCAAUUGCGCAACCGGGGCGUGCAACGGUGGACUUGUAUGCACCGACGGAGGGAUAACUUCAGGAGUUUUGCUCGGUGAAUACGGCUACCAACAGUUUGGUAACGUCAUCUCUUGGGACCUCUCCCGAGUUGAUGGCUCGAUCAAUAUUGAUACAUCCAUCAACAACGGCGGUAACGUCAAAACGUGCAGACAAAGCAAUUGUCCAUCCGAUCAAGCUUUUGCCCAGCCCAACGACUUCCAAGCAGUCACCACCAGCCCCGUUGGGUCUACUUUCGAUAUCACUUUCUGUCCAUGA